Perkinsus marinus ATCC 50983 is the source of this 312-nucleotide messenger RNA. RefSeq lists its product as hypothetical. The coding region runs from base 1 to 312 and encodes 103 amino acids. The record is from RefSeq and is a predicted model, not a curated record. Gene Ontology annotation, molecular function: serine-type endopeptidase activity. The transcript has a single exon. NCBI's taxonomy places the organism in Eukaryota, Perkinsozoa, Perkinsida, Perkinsidae. Gene Ontology annotation, biological process: proteolysis.
AUGCAGCUUUUUGACGGGAGCAAUUUUGGUUCAGCUGUUGACAUCGCCGCUCCGGGUUACGAAAGAUUAGAAGAGAAGUAUGCCACUGCUACGGGUAUUUCUGAUGCAACCGCUUUCGUAGCAGGUAUAGCUGGGAUGCUCUACACCCUUGAACCAUCUGUGGAAACUAAGCUAACUCUUGCUUACAUCAAAAGUACCAUCAUGGACACGGCCGAAGGUAUAAAGGACAGUAAAGAGGAAAAAACUCUCUCAUUCGGCCGCGUGAAUGCUGCGACGGCUGCCAGUGAGAUACUUGGGAGAAAGACGGUAUAA